UGUUGGAAAACGUUCCUUAAAGAUGGUCACUUACGGAUUAUUUGUGGUUUUUGCUGUCCUUGCGUCCUCGCAGGCUUACGCACCAGGGUUCUUUGACAAUGCCCUUAAUGUUGGUAACUAUGCGCCAAUGUCAAGAAACUUUAACUGUGGCAACAUCCAGCAUCCUCUUGGCUGCACCUUCUCCCCAGACUGCUCAGUGAAAACAUGCAAAGUCGACUUUGUUGGACUCAAGUUUGAAUUCCAGUUGACCAUCAACAAGUGUGAGAACCCUGUCACCGUCACUAUCAGCUUUAAGGUUCAUCCACUCAACAUCAACUUCGCCCACACCUUCCCAUCAGACCAGACCAUCCCAAUUCCUGGACUUGAGAAUGGUUUUGGUCCUCUGCGAGGAGGAGUCUUUGUUAUGGUCAAAAUGAGGCCAGACAAUGGAAAGCUCAAUGUCAAGAUCCAACUUCAGUGUGGUAUUGCCAUUGGCAAUAAUCCAAUCUUCCCAAUUGUUCUUGACCUCUUGAAAGGACCUUUACCAAUUGACACAAGCACUUGCAAUGGAGGCGGAGGAGGAGGAGGCGGAGGAAUCCCACCACCACCACCACCACCAGCAGUGUGUGAAGAUACCAAUCCUCUYUGCGGCUUCCUCAAAGGACAGUGUGGCAAUCCACAAAUCUCUGGCAUGUGUCAAAAGACAUGCGCGAAAUGCUAAGUGACGUCACAUCUACCAUGAUGACGUMAUAYAUUUACCUUAAUUCUKAUAUGUUACGUAGAAAUAAAGCUGUUGGUCAUUUGUGAACUACUAA
This is a messenger RNA of Exaiptasia diaphana, 794 nucleotides long. RefSeq lists its product as uncharacterized. The transcript is spliced from 6 exons. The record is from RefSeq and is a predicted model, not a curated record. The coding region runs from base 23 to 700 and encodes 225 amino acids. Lineage: Eukaryota; Metazoa; Cnidaria; Anthozoa; Actiniaria; Aiptasiidae.